AUGGCAUGUAAGCCCAUGCGGCUGCUCUUCCUGCUGAGCUGUGUUGCCAGCCCUGAAGUCCUAGGGGAUAUCCUCAGACCCAGCUGUGCUUCGGGAUGGUUUUACUACAACUCCAGUUGCUAUGGAUACUUCCGGAAGCUGAGGAACUGGUCUGAUGCUGAGCGCGAGUGCCAGUCCUACAGCAACAGGAGCCACCUGGCCUCCGUGCUGAGCUGGCGGGAGGCCGGCAUCAUGGCGAAGGCCAUCGCCGGCUACCAAAGGAUCCAGCCCGUGUGGAUCGGUCUGCACGACCCCUACCAGAGACAGCAGUGGCAGUGGACGGACGGGGCCGCCUACGAGUACAGCGCCUGGAAGGGCAGGGCCGAGGACGGGGGCGGGCCUUGUGUAGAGGCCAGCCCCAGGCACAACUUUCUCACUUGGAACCCGAACGUAUGCAGCCAACGCCACCAUUUCCUGUGCAAGUACCAUCCAUAG
This is a messenger RNA of Dipodomys ordii (Ord's kangaroo rat), 474 nucleotides long. RefSeq names its product regenerating islet-derived family, member 4 (gene Reg4). The transcript has 5 exons. The coding region runs from base 1 to 474 and encodes 157 amino acids. The record is from RefSeq and is a predicted model, not a curated record. Gene Ontology annotation, molecular function: signaling receptor activity; mannan binding. Lineage: Eukaryota; Metazoa; Chordata; Mammalia; Rodentia; Heteromyidae.